CGGUCGCCAAUUCGUUCCCCCUCCCAAAAAAACUCCAUCUCCAUCUCCGAUUCUCUCUCGUUGUUCUGCCAUUUUUCUUCACUCACUUGUGUUUGACCCCCAAAGUAGCUAGGGUUUCUUUAUUGCCAAGAUCAUUAAAACACACACACACAUACAUAUGAUGGAGAUAAUGUCGAGCUUCGAUCACGAUAAUCGAAAUCCAAGGGUUUUGAUGCACAACGCACUCAUUGUUCGACGCUUAUCGUUUUCAUAUCACAAGCUUCCUAAACAGCUUCUCAAGUUAUCUGUUCUGAAAUUAGAUGGUUCUUCCUUUGGCGUCGAGGUUUCUAUGAAUGCUACCGUAGCAGAUCUUAAACUCGUAUUAGAGGAGUUUUUUCGCUUCUUGCCUAAGGAGAAGAGAUGCAUUGUUUCCUGGUCACAUGUAUGGGGGCAUUUUUGUCUGUGCUAUAAAGGCCAAAAGCUGUUGAAUGAUAAAGCAUAUAUAAGAAGACUUGGAAUCAAAGAUGGUGAUCAGAUUAAAUUUGUACGACAUGUUACAAUCAACUAUCGACCAACAAGACAACAAAUGAUCAAGAAUCAAAGUGAUGAGUUGAAACAACCUUCAAUGUCAAGUGAUGAUGCCAGAAACUGUGAUUCUAUUGAAGAAGAUGAUGAAGGGGAGUCGGUGUUCAUUCAUGGCUCUAAAGUGGCAAAUUUCUUGAAAGGUUGGUUUUCAUACAGGAAAUUUCGUAAUAGUAUUGUAUGAUGAUGAUCCAAAUAGGUAGGUGAAUUUUUUUUUUUUAGAAUGUUGUAAAUUUAGGAAUUAAGAUGGUGGAUCACCUUUUUUUUUGGAAUAUAGUUUUAAAAUCAACGAUUUAAGAGUUAGUGUUGCG
This is a messenger RNA of Lactuca saligna, 872 nucleotides long. The record is from the annotation of a GenBank genome assembly. Lineage: Eukaryota; Viridiplantae; Streptophyta; Magnoliopsida; Asterales; Asteraceae.